CUGUAUGCUGUUUUUUUAUAAGGUCUACAUAUUAGGAAUAAAAGAGAAUUGUAAACAAUGUUGCAUUCUCGACACAUAAAGAAACAACUUUUAAAGUUAAAAAAAAUUGCCAAUGCUGCUUGUACUUCAUCAAAGAUAUUUAAAUCGAAGUUUCAUGGAGUGUCAGAUGACUGGGAGGAAGAUAGAGGUCCAUUAAAUGGUGUCCGAGUUUGUGAUAUGACAAGAGUACUGGCCGGUCCUUAUUGCACCCAAAUUCUGGGCGACAUGGGUGCUGAAGUUAUCAAAGUAGAAAGACCAGGUGUUGGUGAUGAUACACGACAUUGGGGUCCUCCUUUUGUUGGUGGUGAAAGUUGUUACUACCUCUCCAUUAACAGGAAUAAAAAGUCAGUGUCCGUGGACUUGACAAAGCCAGAAGGAAAAGAUCUGAUAUAUGAUUUAGUGAAACGAAGUGAUGUUUUUGUUGAAAACUUUACACCCAAUAAGAUGAACUCGAUGGGUUUUGGAUAUGACGUAUUAAAAGAGAUUAACCCAAGAAUUGUGUAUUGCUCCAUCAGUGGAUUUGGUGCACGUGGUCCAGACCGAAAAAAGCCUGGGUACGAUUUAGUUGCAAGUGGGAUUGGUGGAUUAAUGAGUAUAACAGGACCAGAGGAUGGAGACCCAUGUGUAGUGGGUGUGUCCAUUACAGAUAUCAUGACAGGAAUGUAUGCACACGGAGCCAUCCUUGCAGCACUGUAUGAAAGAGUGUCAAGUGGUGUUGGGAAAAAAAUAGAUGCUUCUCUUCUUCAAUCACAAGUGGCGUUUUUGUCUCACAUUGCAGCAAACUAUCUCAAUGUUGGUCACGUGGGUAAGAGGCAUGGUACUGCACAUGGUACUAUCGUACCAUAUCAGGCUUUCAAUACCGGUGAUGAGCAUGAUAUUGUAGUGGCUGCAGCUAACAACAAACAUUUUCAAAACAUGUGUAAGGCGAUCGGACUGACACAGUUAGCAACUGAUAGAAGAUAUCUGACAAACCCGAAGCGUGUUGUGAACAGAGAGACAUUGAUAAAAACCAUACAAGCAAAAUUAUCAGAAGCACCAAGUAAAUAUUGGUUGGAUAUUCUACAUGACGCUGGUGUACCUUGUGGUCGUGUGAAUACAAUAGGAGAGGUAUUUGAUGACCCGCAAGUAUAUGAUCUUGACAUGGUCCUUAAAAUACCACAUCCAACUGCAGGUCAAGUUGUUGUACCAGGUCCGGCCGUUGAUUAUAAUGGCACGUCUAUACUGGUACCUCCUCUGCAUCCGCCUCUGCGUGGAGAGCACACGUUGGAAGUUUUGGAAGACAUAUUGGAGUACGAUAAGAACAAAAUACAGGAACUGCUAGAGAUCGGAAUUAUCGAAGACGGAACUGAUUUGAAGUUUAAAUAGCAUUGUUUUGUUCCAUCUGGUAUAGCUCAUUAAAAUGUGAAGAUGUCAAUAUAUCCCUCAGCGACGAGUAAAAAUAUUUUCUCAGCAUUGCAUGUUUAUGACGAGCCUGUGAAAAAAUUGCUACUUAACAAAUUGCGCGACUUUCUUACUUUUUAAGGCUGGUUUUCGUUCAUACGAUGAAUGAGUUCAAAACGUUUUGUCCACAGACCUUGACCUCACUUGUAGUGGAAACGCGACCUCAAAUAUCGAAUAAAUUUUACUUUUGAAUUCUUUUUUAUUUGGUUCUUUAUGUAACGCAAUAUAUAUGGAGUCAAGAAUGUUUUGUAACAAUAUUUAACAACGUGUAUAUAUUUAAAAAUCACUAAAUU
Molecule: messenger RNA, 1772 nt
Organism: Hydractinia symbiolongicarpus
Lineage: Eukaryota; Metazoa; Cnidaria; Hydrozoa; Anthoathecata; Hydractiniidae
Product: succinate--hydroxymethylglutarate CoA-transferase-like
Exons: 14
Coding region: 58-1404 (448 amino acids)
Molecular function (GO): catalytic activity
Source: RefSeq, a predicted model, not a curated record